AUGGUUGAGCCGGUGCCUAUGGAGGGCUUCUUCAACAAUAUAAUGGAGCAGCAUUUCUCUUUUGUGGACGAGGCAACGUACCACAUGGACAAUUUCCGCGAGGACUUCUCAUCCUCUGGACUGACGAACAGCGAACCUGAAACCAUCGACCCAAGUUUUCUUGAAAAUCUGGGUCCCAAGCCGGUUGAUGCGUUGGGAAGUGAAGCUGUUCCAGACUUUACGCCGUAUCCGCUAGCGAUCGAAAGUUUAUCGACCACCUCCCCGUCUACGACUCCCAGUCUGCAGCACAGUGCUACAGGAAUGGCUCCCGCUGAGCUCAGCUCUACACCCAAAGAAUCUACUGGGCGCCAUGCACAACCAUUGCCAGCCCCUCCUCACUCCGCUAGUGGGAGCGCAGUUAGCCCGUUACCGAAGGACAACACUAACACCGCAUGUGACACAAAGAAGGCUCAAUAUGAUCCAACUGAUGCUGUGAACUUAGAUUUUUUUCAACCGAAAGCUGUGGCUGAAAGUUCUGAGCGCGAGAAAUCUCAGGGAACCGAUUUCUGCGCUCGCCCCGUCGAUACUGGAGAGAUCUCGGAUUUCGGAAUCGGUGGGAAUUACUCCCAUCAUCAGUCCUCUUAUCCCUCUCCUUCUCAGAACGCACACUUUUCGGCUCACAUGGCUGGUGGUGAGAGUGCGGAUACUGCCACUGGUCACCAACCUGAGAUGAAGUGUGAAGAUCCUAUCCCCACGUCUCCAAUGUCAUCCGCGAACCAAGGAAGACCUGAUCCUGAGCUCCAAUUCUCAUGCGUCGAAGAAGCCAACGCAUGGCGCGCCUUUGAAGUCCAAGUGGACUACGACCCCACCAUUCCAAAAACCCUGGAGGCGAAGCGUAAGAUUGUUACCGAGAUGCUCAAAGCAAUGAAGAGCAUCGAGUAUGCGGAAGAUAAUGAGGGCAUGAUCCGCCCAUUCCGUGAACAGAAACAUAGUCCAAUCAGGAUGGAAAUACGCGUCGUGGCCAAUAAGAAUCUCAACAAGCGCAAGGGGGAGGUUAUGAACGCCGGAAAGAAGGCCCUGGGCCACUCCAGAACUGACUCUAAAUCCACUCCAGCGAAGCGCACAUCUGAGGACCGUGAAGGCCUCUGUACUCCCUUCAGUACUCCACGUAGAGACUCUCCAACCAGGGAUACUAGCACCCCUGUGAACAUCAAUACCAAUGUGCGAAACAUGACGCUAAACAGCAGCCCGCUUACCCACUCACAAGGGACCCACCAAAUGGGAUUUUCUAGCCCUACAGAGCCCUCCACUCAGGAUAAUAUGGCCUACCCCAUGCAUCAUAAUACAUUUUCUAUGGCUGCACAUCCCCAAUUAAUUAAUACCUCGGCAACUGGCCGAACUUUCGGGCUCAACCCCAUGAUUUCUAGUGGGUUAACUGGAUAUGGGCAACCAGCUUUUGGAUUUGCGCGCAGCCAGUCAACUAACACCAUCCAUGGACUUGGACAGAAUACCCCUCUGUACAACAAUGGCCCUUACAAUCGUGAGGAGAUGACAGAGCAGUUCAGGCAGCAAGCGUCCACUCAAUUCAAGCCUGCCAUCUACAACUCUCCUGGGCCAAACUCCAAUCGCCGGGCAAUGGGGCCUGCUCCACAUCCUUGGAUAACCUACCAGCACGCGCCAGGCCCCGCGCCCGCACGCUACGGGUCACGCAAUGCCCAUUCUACUGAGGCAUCUUACGGACACGGCCGUAAGCGCUCCCAGGAUGAAAGUGAUGCUUCUGAUUUUGUCCCUUCCCCUCAGAAGAAGGCUCGAUGA
Messenger RNA from Histoplasma capsulatum G186AR, 1794 nucleotides. RefSeq lists its product as uncharacterized. Bases 1 to 1794 code for a protein of 597 amino acids. Lineage: Eukaryota; Fungi; Ascomycota; Eurotiomycetes; Onygenales; Ajellomycetaceae. The transcript is spliced from 4 exons. The record is from RefSeq and is a predicted model, not a curated record.